This is a messenger RNA of Kluyveromyces lactis, 1170 nucleotides long. It is a transcript of the gene POL32, whose product is annotated as DNA polymerase delta subunit POL32. The record is from RefSeq and is a predicted model, not a curated record. The transcript has a single exon. The coding region runs from base 1 to 1170 and encodes 389 amino acids. Lineage: Eukaryota; Fungi; Ascomycota; Saccharomycetes; Saccharomycetales; Saccharomycetaceae.
AUGGUAACAGCGAUAGAGAAUUUUAUCACGCAGAAACUCAUCAAUGACUGUAAACCUGUAACAUUUUUAGACUUGUGCGAUGAGUUUUCGAUAAAUGUGAACAAAGCAAAGAAUGAGAUGGUACAGUACUAUAGCACUACGAGACAUGAGUCGAUCCAAUGCAUUGUAGUAUGUGUUUUGAAGCACAAUGUAAUACAAAUGAUUACGGAUCCCGAGAAACUACCGGAAAAGGAAGACAUAAAGGAUUUCUUCAUCUAUGCGUUCAACCCACUGGAAACUAUUGAUUUGACAAAUAGAGAAAGAACACACGUUACGAUCAAGAACCCCUACAAGCUGCACAAUCAAAAUGGCACACGGCCCCAGACAAGCGAUGGUAUUGGAAGUGUAAUUAACAUAACCACCCAAGAUGUGACUCAAAAAAUGGUGGCCGGCCCCAAGAAAAAGUCUGAGGCAGAACCGGUCGUAACGAAGCAACGGGCAAAGACGUUCCCAGAAGUUGCUGUUACAAAACCUAAGAAACCAACUAAGAGUAUGGGUCUAAAAUCUACUGAACUUCUGGCCAGAAUGAGAAGAGAAAGAGAGGAGAAGGAGAAGAACAGACAAGAGGAAUUGGAAAGGAGGAAGCACCAGCAGCAGGAUAAAAAUCACGUCGUGGUAAGCCAAGAGAAACAAAAACAAUUGGACCAACUGGCCUCGAUGUUUGACGAUGAUGAUGACGAUGAUUUAGCCCAAUUCGAUAAAAAUUCUAAAAAGCGUGAUAAGAAAGAGGAAAGCGAAGAAGAGGCUGAAGUAAACCACCCUGUAGCGAUAGAAUCAGUACCUUCACAAGAAUCACAACCAGUAAAUCUAGACCGCACUGUCACAAACUUAGAAGAACUACUUGACACGACGGUAGACGAAUCCUUAAUGGAACUAUCUCAACCAGAAAAGGAAAAGGAAAAGGAAAAAGAAGAGCCAGUCCACGAAUCGAAAGAACAGACCACAUAUAUAGACGAAGAUGGAUACAUGGUUACUAAGAGACCAGCUACAGAAACGAAGAAACCACCAAAGCCUGUGAAAUCAGCGAAAACGGCAGAACCGUCAAAGAAACCAGCAACACCAGUCGAGAAAAAGAAGGCUCGCUCCAGUCAACGUACACUUGAGAGUUUUUUCGGUAAGAAAAAGGGAUGA